GAAGAGCUUGUCGCAGAACGUUGUCUGGGGCUGUCCUCUAGUUUGGAGUGCUCUGUCACAACUCAACCCCUUUGUGUUGGUGCGAAAUGUCUACCACUCCUUCUUGGAGCUCCACUGGCUCAACUACCCCAACAUCAUCAUAGCUGUGGCUGUAUUGGGUCUCAUGUAUUACUACCUGUACCUGCCUAUCAACUGGAUAAAAGAUCUGAGUGAUGUGGGGUAUGACUACUUGACCGAAACACCCCAGUACAAAGCCAUGCGCAAGUCCAAGCGAGAAUUGGUUAAAGAGGUGAGAAGGCGACGAAGGAUUGGGGAUCUUCCCCCUGUCUACCCCAACGGAUGGUUUGCUCUGGCCGAGUCUAGUGACGUCCCAGCUGGCCAAGUGAAGUACGUCGAAGCUCUUGGUGAGAACUUUGCAGUGUUCAGGAGCAAGGAUGGUAGGGCGUAUGUACUAGACGCCUACUGUCCUCACCUCGGGGCCAACAUGGGCAUUGGUGGAGUAGUCAAGGGUGACUGUCUUGAGUGUCCCUUUCAUGGCUGGCAGUUCCGGGGGCAAGAUGGCAAAUGUUCUGAGAUACCUUACGCUGCAAAAGUUCCUAGUUUUGCCAAAGUGAAGAAGUGGGAGAGUUGUGAGGUGAAUGACUUCAUCUUUGUGUGGUACCAUGCAGAGGGUGAGGCACCCUCUUGGCAAGUGGAGGUCACGGAGGAGAUACAUAGCGGAGAGUGGUGGUACCGUGGCCGCUCUGAGUUCAUCAUCAACUCUCACAUUGAGGAAAUUCCUGAGAACGGAGCAGACAUUGCACAUCUAAACGCCAUUCAUGCACCGUCACUGUUGGGUGGCAGUGACCUCCGUUACUAUGAGCGCAUGUGGCACAGCUUCGCCAGACACACCUGGUCGGCAACAUGGCGACAACACACAACUCCGGGUGAGGAACACAUUGGCACUAUGAACCUGGACCACGAUGUCAGGCUGUUCAACAAGUUCAGCUUCAUCUCAAUGAAAGUUAAUGCAAGACAGAUUGGGCCAGGUUACGUGUACAUGAACCUGAUGACCAGUAUUGGUCCCAUCGGCAUCGUGCAGGUUGUGACGCCUAUAGAGCCUCUGCUACAGAGGGUAGUUCACCGAGUCUACUGCCCACCUCUGCUCAUGUUGUAUGCUACCAUCACUCUCAUAGGGGAGGCCAUCAUGAUUGAAAGAGACAUCAUGGUCUGGAACCACAAGAAGUACGUGAAGCCAUUGCUGGUGAAGGAGGACCAAGCCAUUGUGAGACAUAGAAGAUGGUACAGUCAGUUCUACUCUGCUAACAGUCCGAGGUUUACCUUCCAGAGAGAUUCCCUGGACUGGUAGACAUUUGUGUAUGAUUGUGUAAAUAUACUGUACAGUUGUAGUACUUUACAACAAGCUAUAAGUACAAAU
Molecule: messenger RNA, 1417 nt
Organism: Macrosteles quadrilineatus (aster leafhopper)
Lineage: Eukaryota; Metazoa; Arthropoda; Insecta; Hemiptera; Cicadellidae
Gene: nvd
Product: cholesterol 7-desaturase nvd
Exons: 7
Coding region: 164-1348 (394 amino acids)
Biological process (GO): chlorophyll biosynthetic process; cholesterol metabolic process
Cellular component (GO): chloroplast
Molecular function (GO): 2 iron, 2 sulfur cluster binding; chlorophyllide a oxygenase activity
Source: RefSeq, a predicted model, not a curated record